This is a messenger RNA of Drosophila albomicans, 4214 nucleotides long. It is a transcript of the gene ced-6, whose product is annotated as PTB domain-containing adapter protein ced-6. The transcript has 7 exons. The coding region runs from base 625 to 2217 and encodes 530 amino acids. The record is from RefSeq and is a predicted model, not a curated record. NCBI's taxonomy places the organism in Eukaryota, Metazoa, Arthropoda, Insecta, Diptera, Drosophilidae.
CGGUAAAAACAAAUCGGCGGACCGUGAAGGUGCUGAGGAUAUUCCAUCGUCAAACGAUUGUCGAUGUUGUUUGCUGUUGUUGCCGUGGUUGAUGUUGUUGCUGCUGCUGUUAUCUCUGGUUUGCUGUAAAUUUGCGCAGUACACUUAAAAAAAAUUAUAUCAACGCAGUAGCGGAAGAAGAAGAAGCAUCACACACAAAAAGAGUGCGCACGAAAGAGCAUAAACAGCAGGAGGAGAGAGCGCGCGCGAAAAAGUCAACGGUUGUUGUUGUAUUUGUAUUUUGUACCAGCCGCAGCAUCCCGCCAUUGUUGCUGAUUUUUUUUUGUUAUAUUCGUUAGUUGUUGUUAUUUGUGUGUCCAGCGUGCAUCGCGUGUAACGUAAAAAAAAAACUGUGCCGUCGUCGUCGCUGAAGUCUCCAGUCUCCAAACGUCCACCCUCGCCCGCAUCGUAGCGCAGCGCAUCAAUUGCACUAAUUUCUUCAAUCAGCGCACAAGGCAAGAUACCGAUUUUAAACGAGUAAAACUAGCGAAAAUUGUUUAACAAGUGAAAAAGAGAUCUGUUUGCCAAAUAACGCCCCUAAACGCAUAAACAAAUUCAAGCUUCGAACUGACGCGAUUACUGAAGAUGCCUUACCAGCCAGCAGGCAAUAGCAGCGGCUCGGGCAGCAAAACGGCAGCCAAGAUGUCGCAGCUAAAGUUCUGGAAUAAGCAGAACAGCAACAAGCAACAGGAGAAGCAACUGCAGCAGGAUGCCGGCAAUGGAAGUGACAAUAUCGAUGCCACCAAUGGCAAUGGCAACAACGUUGCUAACGGUGGCAGCAACAACAACAGCAGCAGCAACUCGAAGAGCGAAUCGAAGAAUGGCAAACGCAAUUGGUUGCAUACACCGGAGCAGCUCAUCAGCGGACAUGCCGUCUAUCUAGUCAAGUUCUUUGGUAACCUGAGCGUGGACCAGCCCAAGGGCAUUGAGGUGGUCAAGGAUGCCAUACGCAAGCUGCAGUUUGCCCAGCAGAUGAAGAAAGCGGAGACGGGCACACAGGAGAAGUUCAAGAAACUUGAGAUCACAAUUAGCAUCAAAGGUGUUACGAUUCAAGAGCCGCGCACCCAUAAAAUACUGCAUCAGUUUCCGCUGUACAACAUCUCGUAUUGUGCGGACGAGAAGGGUGUAAAGAAGUUCUUUAGCUUCAUUGCCAAGACGGUUAAGACCAAGGAUAGCAGCAGCAACGAUAGCAAUGGCUACAAUGGCAGUGGAACUGGCAAUGGCAGCGCCAAACCCGACGAGACACACGAAUGCUUUGUAUUCAUAUCAAAUAAGUUGGCCUCGGACAUUACGCUGACCAUUGGUCAAGCCUUUGACUUGGCUUAUAGAAAAUUCAUGGACAGCAAUGAGAAGACGAAUCUGAACAAGGCGCAGCAACAGAUUGAGCAUCUGCAGAACACGAUUGCCAUCUACAAGGAGCGACUGCGCGAAUUGUCGAAUAAAUUGCCAAAGGCCGAGCUGGAUGCCAUGCUCUAUAAGCUGGGCAUUAAGGAUAUUGUCGAGGCGCCCGCUAAUGAGUUGAAUGGCAACGAAACCCUAAGCAACGGCAAGCUGGAUGAGGAUAAGCUGCUGAUCGACACCAAUUCAACAACAGCGUCAACGCAUUCGGCAUCGCCCAAUUCGUUCUUGCCCAUUGUGCCACCGAGGAGCACUUUGUCCAGUCAGAUGAGCAGCAGCAGCAGCGGCGGCAAAAGCAAUAGCCAGAAAAUGGAUGAACUGCUGCUCAAUUCGGAUUCGGACAGCGAUUUUGAUCCACGUGCCGAUGAGAUACAGGAUAAUCUCAGCAAUGGUCGCAAUGCCAUUAGCAAUGAUCUGUUUGGCUUUGAGCCAUCGAAGAGCUUUGGCCAGCAGUUGUUCUUCAACAACAACGAUCACAAGCUGCAGAACAACAACAAUAACAACAACAGCAGCAACGUGAGCAACAACAACAUGAGCAUCAACAGCAGCGGCUUCUCCAGCGAGCUUAACAUAACGCCACCACUGUUGGCACCGCCGCCAAAGAUUGCGGCUCCGCGACGCAACACGCCGUUGACCAACAAUAUUGGCCUCAAUGGCAACACGGAUUUGUUUGGAUCCGAUCCGUUUGAAAUGAACAACGGACCCAGCGUGUUUAAGCAGAGUCAGCAGCUGAAUAUUGAUGAUUUCUCCCUGGAGAGCUUGGAUCCGUUGCGCAAGUGAGCCGAAAAUCCAGCGGUGCUAAUUACGCCAUUGCAAAUAAACACAUCAAUUAAUAUUACUACUAACAAACAACAAAAGGAAAAAACCAAAAAAAUAACAAAACAACUAAAAACUGAAAGAAAAGAGUAAACAAAUUGUAUCUUAGCUUAUUUUUGUGAGGUAUUCGUCCUCCAUGUUGUUUAGCCUUCUAUUCUGAUUAUUGCCUGGUAAAUUCUUUUGAGCUUGAAUUAUAAAUAUUGUAUGUGUAUGUGUAUUAUUGUUUAUAUAAUUUUAUAUUGCAUAUUAUGUAUGAUUAUUAUAUUAUUAUUAUUACUAUAUUAUAUAUUAUAUUAUUAUGGCGAUCGAGAUCGAGUUCCAGAUCGCGCACAAUGCACUUUGUUUAAACGAAUCAAUUGUUGCUGUAGUUAAAUAGUUUAAAUGAAUGUCAAUUGUCGAGCAAACAAAAGAAAAUGAAAUGUAUGUAUACAAGAGCUAAUUAAAAACGAGAAAAGAGAAAAUAUGAGAACGUCAGAAACGUCGUGAUAAUGUGCAAACGCUAAAAACCUAAAUGUGAGAAUUUUGUAUAAAAUAAUUAUAACUCUAAACGAAUCUUAUCAUUAUAUACAUAUAUAUAAAUGCAUAUAUAUCGAAACAUGCACACGUAAUCAAUUAUUGUAUAGCUCAGCAAAAUGAACAAUAUUUAUUAUUAUGUAAAAAUAAAAUGUAGUGCCUAAAAAAGUUUGGAAUGUUUUCAUUUACGGCUUUUGCUUCUUUUUUUUUUUGUUUUUUUUGGUUGCUGCUUUCAUUUAUUGCACAAAAACACACUUAUAAAAUACGUAUGCCAUUUGUUUAACGCUUUAUAACAAUAUUUUUUGGUUUAACAAUCUAUGAAAAACUUAACACGUUACUGCCAUGAAUACAAAUUGUAGUUGUAGUUGUUACUGUUGUUGCUGUUGCUUGUUGUAUUUGGGAAUGUUUGCCUAGAACUAGUGAUAUAUCGUUCCCACUUAGUGGUCUGAUUUUAAAUCCAUUGUUGCUGUUGUUCUCCGUAGAUGUCCUGAGUAUCAUUUGAGUGCUGCUAAUCUAAUCCAAGUCGUUGUAGCGCUUUGGAGCUGUUGCAUUCAGCUGCCUAGCAUUCAUGUCCGAGCUCUGGAAACAUUAUACAUUUAUUUAAUAAUCGACUCAUUAGUUGGCUACGGCUAUUGACGACAGAUAGGAUCGAUAGAAAGUAUAAAAAAAUAAAUGAAAUCGAACCAAAAGAGCAGUCAAGAGAAACUGACCAUGGGCUGGCUCAGAGCUAGGUGCAGUCUUAUAAGUUUUUUAAGAAACCAUAUAAAUAACGCCAACGAUUGGAAAAGUUCUGAAAGAAAUCAAUUAGAGCGUAAAUAAAUCAACAGAAAUUCAAAAAAUUGAAACGACAAACAAAUUAGAGCUACUGCGAGUGAUUUUUCAAUACAGCCAAAAAGUAUGCUACAUUUUUUUGGCUGUCGCAUUUGCUCCAAGGAAAAUUGACAAUUGUUGCCAUAAAUAAAAUGGUUAUUAACAAGUGUUAAAUAAAUAAAAGGGUGGAUCAACCAGUUAUGAAAUUAGGGGAUUAUAAGUUGCAGGCAUCGCACAACUGUUAAUUGAUGCUAAUAAACAAUCAAUAUGUUAAUAAAGCACUCAAUUAUUUUGGGGUUUUUUAAUCAUAAACAAAAAACAUUCUGCAGGUGUUGUGUGUGUGUAUAAGUUUAAACAGUUUAUUUAUUGACAACUUUUGUUGAGCUUAGAAAAUAAAUAUAUAUUUGUUGUAUUUAUUAAUUGUAAAUAUCGUGUGCUUGAAAUUAAACAGAACAUUUAACUAAAAUUAAAUAGUAAAUGUAUAUUGUAUGUAUGUAUAUAAUAUAAUUAAAAACUAAUUUCGUAAUUGUUUCAAGACUUUUGUAUAUGCAAAUAAAUAUAUGUGUAUAUUUAAAAUAUAAGACUUUAUCGCGUUCUAAGUUCUACAUUACUAAACCCCGUGUUCUUAACCAAAAACC